AUGUGGUACAGGAGUUUGCUCAAGUACCGAGCGUCAUCUGCUCCCAGUCGCCAGGCCAUGACCACUCCGUGUGCAACAGUCAGCCAAGACCAUCUCCGGAACACCAUCGAUCAGUUUAUCAGCAUUUAUGAGGGACUUGACCAUGCCGACGAGACUCGAAAACCCAACUUUUCCUACACCGAACUCAUCUUCCUGUCUAUCAUGCGAUCUCCGAAUUUCUGUCUUCCUAUCAGUGAGAUUUACCGUUACAUUCAAACGCAGUAUGCGUUCUUCCACAAUUCUAGCAAAGAACACUGGAAAAAUGCUAUUCGUCAUAGCCUGUCUAAAACCAAAUGUUUCACCAAGAUUGGCCUGGAAAACCAGAAACCCCGAAACGGCGUUCUAAACAGAUCGGCUUUCCUGUGGACAAUAAUGCCUAAAAGUCUACUGAACUUUGCCCGAGGGGAUUACCGCCCCGACCAGUAA
Liolophura sinensis is the source of this 465-nucleotide messenger RNA. RefSeq names its product forkhead box protein N2-like. NCBI's taxonomy places the organism in Eukaryota, Metazoa, Mollusca, Polyplacophora, Chitonida, Chitonidae. The record is from RefSeq and is a predicted model, not a curated record. The transcript is spliced from 2 exons. Gene Ontology annotation, molecular function: RNA polymerase II cis-regulatory region sequence-specific DNA binding; DNA-binding transcription factor activity, RNA polymerase II-specific. The coding region runs from base 1 to 465 and encodes 154 amino acids. Gene Ontology annotation, biological process: anatomical structure morphogenesis; regulation of transcription by RNA polymerase II; cell differentiation.